GGCAGCAUGACUGAGAUAGAUUCUACAGGGAAUAAGACUGCUGCAGGAUGAUCAAACUUUUCUACCUUUUUUUAACUUUUGUACCUUUUUUUUUCCUGUUGUUUUUUAACGCUGAUCAACAGGAAUUCGGCUACGCUAGGUUUCCUUCCAGAUAAAUGGCUGAAACAGCUUUGACGCUUUCUACCUUAUUUUUCCUGUCUGAAGAGCCGGUACUCUCGUUUGCGCUCAAGUAGCUGGGCUAGUGGCCCACUCAUCAUCUCCGCAUCGCGGUAACAUCAUCGAACCGAAAAUACAUAUUUGCGUCAUGGAUCGAAUUAGAUUGGGAACCAGCAGGCUUGGGUUGUUAGGGCUACCAUCGUUUGUGUCUUGACGCCCCCAAAGUCCAUCGUCACAUUUGGCAGACCCAGCAAUGAUCGUAAGAUAGCCUUUCUGGAGGCGGAGUAGCCUUGCUGUAUGCUGUUCAGGAGGUCAUAGUCGGCGACUGUUGGGCACCGAGCCUGGUUGUAGAUACCUUAUACAUGAUAGCGCUUCCUGUCUUAAAGUUCUCGGCUGUAUCAUUCAAAGCGCUCGUCAAGCUAUCGAAUAAAUUGCCUUCGAUGAUUAUGGUUACCCAAUACUCUGCUUGGCACACUAAAGUCCUGACGGAUUCAGCGGUGCUGAAUGUGACGGUGGCUUCGAAUUCGAUGAGAGCAAAUAAUUCAAUCUGAGACCAGUCGCGGCUUGUCUGACAGCAGCUCCCACGGAGCCUCCAUCAUAAUAAACGAGAAGCAUCUUGAGGAAUAAGGACAUGGUAUCUGCCGGACUGGGCAUAGGAAGUUCCAAAGAGGUAGGACUUGGGCCCUUACUUUAAGAACAGAGUCGGAGCGAAGCUUGUAUCUCUGGAAGAAUUGUCGCUUUCCAUCGAGGCUGCCACUGAGAUAGUGUCACCCUUCGUGGUUUUGGGCCAGCUGUUUGAAGCGUCCACAGUCGUAGCGGCACGUUUCCGAACAAGGGACGGUUUGGAUCUUGGUGUGUGUUCACUUGGGGAAAUAAUUCGACCCUCAAGAUUCGGGCUGAUUUAUAAAUACUCGUGUACGAGGGCCUGUGAGACUAGAAUCGACUUCUGCUGCAUUCCG
Molecule: messenger RNA, 1115 nt
Organism: Colletotrichum godetiae
Lineage: Eukaryota; Fungi; Ascomycota; Sordariomycetes; Glomerellales; Glomerellaceae
Exons: 1
Coding region: 519-707 (62 amino acids)
Source: RefSeq, a predicted model, not a curated record